This is a messenger RNA of Linum trigynum, 3916 nucleotides long. The record is from the annotation of a GenBank genome assembly. Lineage: Eukaryota; Viridiplantae; Streptophyta; Magnoliopsida; Malpighiales; Linaceae.
CUAAGUGACUUCAAGACUCUACUCUCUUCAUAUUCUUCUCCUCUUCAUUAUGCUCAUGUAGACAUUGAUCAUUUAACAUAUCCCAAUAUAGCAUUCGAAAACCCAAUAAAGAAAAACAACCCAACAAUGGAUUUACCGGAGGAGGUAGAAUCCAACCACUACAACUCUUCAGCCUACGAAGCCGCUCUAAAACACGACUGGAAAACCGCCGGGGAAACCUCUGUAUCCCCCGCUGAAACAUCCAUUCUGCAAUUUGCCGUACUGUCUCCGAGCUCGACCGCUUUCCUCCAGAACCAACUGACCAAGUUGCCGCCGGAUUCGCUGAGAGUCACGGUGGAUGAUAUCGGCAACACGCUACUCCACAGUGCCGCGGAAGCUGGCAACUUGGCGGCCGUGCGUGUCAUCGUCGGGACUGACCCUUUACUGACGGGCGACUUGAUUUCACGACGAAAUUGCUUCGGCGACACGCCGGUUCAUUCUGCCGCCGCUUUUGCUAAUUGGGACGUCGUCGUUUAUCUCUUGUCCGUCAUCUUUGGCAUUUGGUCACAUGAUGGUGGUGAUGAGGGUCGGGUAGGAGAUAGUCCUCUGGCUGCCUCCCAGGGCGUCCGGCUCCUUCAGCUCCUCAUUGCUGCUGAUUUCUAUGGUAUUGCCCUCAUUGUGAUCGAGAGGUAUCCGAGUUUAGGGCGUGGCAAGGAUGCAUUCACGGGUAUGACUGCUUUAGAGAUGUUGGCUAAAAGAGAUCGGGCGUCCAUCAAGAAGAGGCAUGGCGAUAGAUCCUUGUCAACUCAACUAUUGACCAAGAACAAACCCAGCAGGAUUGCGGUCAUCACAAGCGGCGAAGGCAAUGAAGGCAUUCUUGGUCGAGCCUGUGGAUUGUGCGACACUGCAUGGAGAGUGUUUGGCAUGGCGUCUCCAUUCAGAGCAGUGAAUUGGGAUGAAGCCUUGCCUCUGUUAAAGCAGCUCAUCCUCGAAGCCAAUCUGCACUUCAGUGGUAACGAAAGGAGAUCGAUCUUCGGACGAGCAAUGCGAUUGGCUGCCGAAAGGGGGAACGUGCUGUUCGUCGAGGCGCUUGCCAAUUCCUGCCCUGUUGCCGUUCUGGAACGAGGUGACGACGAUGAUGAUGAUGGAAAGGGACGUUACAAUAUGAUGGAGCUGGCGGUUCUGCAUCGCCAGGACGGCGUCUUUCGGUUGCUGUACGAAAAGAAGUACUUCUCCUUGGGACAUCUCUUAAGUAGUACUACCCAUAUAAAAGUCGACGGUGAGGAUGAGGGUAACAAGAACAACAACUUGCUGCAUUUGGCCGCCAGGUUGGGACCAAGGCGCACCAUUUAUGGACCUUUUGUGCAAAUCCAGGAAGAGCUCAGAUGGUUCAAGACCGUGGAGACGAUGAUCCACGCCAGACUACGCGAGGCGGCCAACGAGAAAGGCCAAACUCCAACACAAGUCUUCAUCCAAGAGCACAAACCGCUGGUGGAAGAAUCCGAGAAAUGGCUAGAAGACAUCUCCAAGCAAUGCACCACCAUCGCCGCGCUCAUGCUCUCUGCCUUCUCCGCCUCUGUCUUCGCGUCGCCGCUGAGCGACAAGGACGCCAGGGACAACGCCCCGAGGAACAUGUGGAUCCAACUGGGAGUGACCGUCUUCACGUUGUCGAACGCAGGGGCAUUCUACUGCUCCUGCAUCGCCCUCCUCCUGUUCGUCGCCGCCAUGGUGUGCCGGCACUCUGUACUUGACGACUUCCUCGGGGUCAUCCCGCGGCGGAUCGGGAUCGGGCUGGUGGCGAUGAUCGGAGGGAGCCUGUUCAUGGCCACGUCGUUCUUCGCGUCGCUGUAUACGGAGAUUGCGAGCAGGACCUUGCGGGUGGAUUCCGAGGCGCCGGAUCAGGAAGUGAACGGGAUGGGAUUGUUUUUCUGCUCUUUGCUGAUAGUUCCCUUGAUGGUCUACACGGCGACGCAUGCUCCGCUGCUCACUACGUUUUCCGCGGGUACUGGCAGGCGUCGAGAGCUGCUUUUCUCCUAGUAUAGCUAGUUAUUAUGCUUGGAGUCAGCGGCGGAACCCGAAAAUUUUCAUUUUCAUAGGGUGUCCUCUUUUAAAAAUAAAUUAAAUAAAAUAAUUAAUGAAAAUAAAAUUUUAAAUUUUAAAAUACCUUACUCGUAUAGGUUAAAAAAGUCCAUGAUUUGUUUUCAUAUUCGGAAAUAAUUUUAGAAUACACUUGGUGCCUAUAGUGUUAAAAAAAAUUGUCUCUAUAUACCCUACUAGACAAUCAUUCACGAACUUAUGGCAUAUUCGAUUUGUAAACUUGUUCUCGAUGUAACCCAAAGCUGAAAAAUACUCUUUCAACACUUGCCGUAUUAAGGGUAGCUUGAAAUUAGUUUAAUUGUCAGGUUUUUAAAAUAAUUAGAAAUAGGAAAUGACAUUUUACUAUUACAUUUUUCAAAAUCGAACAACAAAUGAGUUGUAGGUCAACGAAAAUUAAGUUUAUUAAUAAGAAUAGUGUUCUAGAUUUGAAUUACCCAAUCUACUACUUAUAUUCCUAUACACAAAUGACAGUAGGAUAAUCAUGUUUUCAAAUUUCAGGGGUGUCCCUUACUAUCAAAUUUUUUUUUUACCGUACGUAAAUUACCACCGGGAAUUGGAUAAUCUUAUUCCCAAAAUUUAGGGGUGUCCCCCCUGGGUCCGCCCCUGCUUGGAGUGGCGAGGGAGGUGGAGAGGAGUGAUGAUGUUCUAGGGUCUCACUUGCGAAAAACAAAUAUGGUUAUAUAUGUGUAGGUACUCGUUUAAUAUGGUUCAUAUUUAAAAAUCAAAGUAUUGAAAUAUCGUACCGUACUGGCGGUUCGACCAGAAAAACCUCUUAUCGGAAGCUAAAUUGGUAGAUAAUAUUUAGCGUUAUGAAGCGGUUGAAUUAUGGUCAAACGACGGUUUUAGCAUAAAAAUACAUUUGACAAAACAUAUUUGUUUUAUUAACAUAAAACUUCUUUGAAGAUCAUAAAAUGCUUUUUAUGAUAUUGUCUAAUCGGUUUAGUUUAUUAGCUAAUUAACGGAAGGUCACUUUUCGGUUAUGAAUUAUAAAGGUUCAAAAAAGCGCUAGGUGUAAGGCGAGCGUUGAGACUCUGCAUUGCGCCUACCAUGAUUAGGCGUCGCCUACGUGUUAGAUGUAAAUGUAGCAUAAUAUCUCCCACUUGCCUACAAUCACACGUUCAUGAAUCAAAUAUCAUCGCUUCUACCUUUCAUUUCUAAACUUUCAUCAACGAUACAUGGUAAAACACAAAACAUAGUGUGGAGAAAUGAGUAAAGAAGAAGAAGCUAGAAAAUAACAAAGCAUAUUGAGACGAAGAACCACAAAAAAUAAAGAAGAAGCUACUCUAAAGAUGGUCGUCUCUACAUAUAUCCUAGCCUAACUAUAGAGAAAUCAAGACCAUCCUCCCUAGUAACAUAUCAAAAGGUAGAAAAAGACAACGUGAGAUCAUUUUGAGGCACAACUCAAUGCUGAUUAGGCGCCACCGAGGCCACAACAUGAUUGUAAAGACUUCUCUACUGCUUUUUGUUAAGGCGAGGCGUUUUCCUUCUAACUUGCGCCUAGACGAGCUUAGGUGAGUGCCUAUAUAAGCGCGCUUUUUAGAACCAUGUGAAUUAUAUGAAAAUUGAGACAACUAAAUAAUUAAUAAUUUGAUGAUUAACUAUUUGAUAGGAUAUAUUGAAGGGAAUGAAGUUAAAUACAAAACUAUAUAAUUUAUGUUGUUGAGAUGAUUUAUCAUGGAUUUAAGAGUUUGAAAUUUAGAACAUAAAGUCAAAAAAUUACCUUACUAUUCAUUUUCUAAUUGUUUGCCAUGUUUAUAAUAUGUAUACAAAACAAUGACAAUGCAUACUAAUAAGAAUAAUGUUAUCACAAGAACAACAAUAAUAAACAGGGAAAUUUUGU